AGGUUAAUUGCGCACGUGACCACGUGUCUCGCCGCUUCUCACUCCCCGCCGCAAGUUCAAUCUCCAGAGUUAUCCAUUCGGUGAAAUUAGUGAUGGUUCGCGGGCAAGGUCUGCUCUGCAGCUGCGAUGGCCACCUCGCAAAAUGGCGUGAAACGGAAAAGAGGUCCAGAAGAUGAUGGGCAACUCAGUUCUCCUUCACCUUCGGCGGACGGCGCGUCAACGCCCGCGACUGAAAUCGCGAUCGCCACAACUGUCCCGACAAAGACGGACGAUGGCCCACCUUCUGACCAGGGGGUCAGGAAGGCAGUUCGUGGACGAGGGAAGCAAGGACGAAUCUCAUCCCCAAGCGUUGAGACCAGCACAAAUGGCGUCGAUAGUGACGGCCGACGCAGCAAAUCUCGCUCUGCCACGCCUAAGCCAAAGCCAAAGCCAAAGCAAAAACGAACUCCUUCCGCUCCAUGGCCAGAGACGUUCAAGCAGCUCUCAAAAACGCAUCGAGCUUUGAACCUCGUCUAUACAUUCUGCUGCACGAGGAAACAUCUCGCCACGACAUUUGAUAAGAUCAAAGGUGCUGUGGAGGCUCAGAUGGGCGGACGAAAUCUGACUGUGGAAGACAUCGCACGGGUGAAGGUGCUUGUCCCACAUGCAGUGAGGUUUGAGGUCGUGGAUGAGGCUGCCUUGGAAGUUAUGGGGGCUGGCGAAGGGGGGCGGGACGACCAUAGGUUCAUGAGAGGAAGCGGACCAAGUGCCAUUGAAGACGGAGAGAAUCUUUCAGUUAUCAACAUGGAUGCGGAUAAGGAUAGAAACGAAGUGCUACUAUUUGAAUUCCUCGAUGGGGAUCUAAAAAGACAGGUUCAGCAUCCCAAGACCGGAGAACCGACCAAGCCCACCCGCAGGAUGAGAGACGAAGAUCUCAAAAUGCCCGUCUACAGUCAGAAACAAAUGCUCGGCCUCAUUGAGAAACGAAAUAAGAAGUUUAUGGAGGCCAUCGAUGCGUUUCUGGUGAAGUGUGAAGAUGAUGGUGUAGAUCCGGUCGAGAGACUGGAGAAGGAUAAAGAAGCGCUCAUCCCUUCGAUGCCCAAUAGUGGCACUACUACGCCAGCGGUUCCGCAAUUUCCAGCUGAAAUUCCGAAAGAACGCAAGUCAAUCUCUGAGAUUAUAGCUGAGAUUAGGGAGAUGGAUUGGUAUACGGCUCAGAUUGUCCCAGAUGGUCAUAGAGUUUUCAAUCCGCAACCACCGGUCUAUGGAGAUCUGAAUUUUCAGCUUUCCCAGAACAUUGUAAACGCCCUGUAUAACACCAGAGGCAUUACAAAGUUCUAUUCUCAUCAAGCAGAGGCUAUCAAUCAUCUCUACGAAGGGAAUAAUGUCAUUGUGUCUACGUCUACGAGCUCAGGGAAAUCCCUGAUAUAUCAGGUUCCGAUGCUGCACGAAUUGGAGAAAGAUCCAAACAGUAGGGGACUGUAUAUUUUCCCCACGAAAGCGCUAGCGCAAGAUCAGAGACGCAGCAUGAGAGAUUUGCUGCAGUACAUGGACGGUCUGCAGGAGACUAUUGUGGAGACAUUCGACGGAGAUACUCCCAUGGAUGAUCGAAAUAUCAUCCGGGACGAAGGUCGAAUUAUCUUCACGAACCCAGACAUGUUACACAUCACUAUCCUUCCGCAAGAAAGCUCCUGGAGAACCUUCCUCAAGAACUUGAAAUUUGUCGUCGUGGACGAACUCCAUGUCUACAACGGAUUGUUUGGCUCCCAUGUUGCCUUCAUUAUGCGGCGGCUACGGAGGAUAUGCGCCGCCGUCGGAAAUCGCCAUGUUAGAUUCAUAUCUUGCUCUGCUACCGUUGCAAAUCCGGAAGAGCACAUGAAAGCGAUAUUUGGAGUGGAAGACGUGAAGUUGAUAGAUUUUGACGGUUCUCCAGCAGGCCGCAAGGAAUUCAUCUGCUGGAAUACCCCGUUUAAGGAUCCUGGAGACCCAACUUCGGGACGAGGGGACAGUCUAUCCGAGACAGCCAGGCUGUUUUGCCAACUCAUACUGAGAGGAGUCAGAGUCAUAGCUUUCUGCAGGAUCAGGAAGCAGUGCGAGUUACUUCUCCAGAACGUGAGAAGCGAAUUCCAGAGCCUGGAGAGACCGGAAAUUGGAAAGCUUGUGAUGGGGUAUAGAGGCGGGUACAGCCCUCAAGACCGCCGGAAAAUCGAGAAGGAAAUGUUCGAAGGGAAACUCAUGGGGAUUGUUGCAACAAACGCUCUCGAACUGGGUGUUGAUAUUGGCUCUCUCGAUGCCGUGAUAACUCUCGGCUUUCCCUACUCAAUUUCCAACCUCCGUCAGCAAAGCGGUCGAGCUGGUCGCCGUAACAAAGAUUCCUUAUCUGUCUUAGUGGGCGACAGUUUUCCCACAGAUCAGCAUUAUAUGAAGAAUCCGGAUGAGAUCUUCACAAAACCGAACUGUGAACUGCAGAUUGAUUUAACAAACGAGCUUAUCCUAGAAGGACAUAUUCAGUGUGCUGCGUUCGAGAUGCCUAUCAGGCCGGAGGAGGAUAGUCAUUACUUUGGAGAAAACCUCGGAGAAUUCGCUUCAAGCAGACUCAUCAAAGAUGGCCUGGGGUUCUACCAUUGCCACGAGAGGUUUCGUCCUCAGCCUUCUAGAUAUGUCUCGAUAAGAGAUACAGAGGAAAACCACUUUGCCGUCAUCGACACCACCAACAAUCGCAACAUUGUCCUUGAGGAAGUCGAAGAAUCGCGCGCUUUGUUCACUAUCUACGAAGGUGGCAUCUUUAUGCAUCAGGGUGAGAAGUACAUCGUGAAGGAGUUGAAUCCCGAACGGCGUUUCGCGCGUGUUGUUCGUGUUCACGUCGACUGGAGUACACAACAGCGCGACUUCACAGAUAUAGAUCCUAUCGAAACCGAAGCCAUCCGCUCCAUCAACGAUGCAUCCCGCGCCUUCUUUGGUUCUAUCCAGAUUCAUUCCGUGGUUUACGGGUUCUUCAAGAUCGACAAGCGCGGCCGCGUGCUCGAUGCCGUCGCCGUGGACAAUCCCCCAAUCGACAUCCUCAGCAAGGGUAUGUGGCUCGACGUGCCCAAACGCGCCAUGGAAAUCCUCGAGUCCAGGAGACUCAACAUCGCAGCCGCCAUCCAUGCUGCUGAACACGCGAUUCUCUCUUUGAUGCCCACAUUCGUGAUCUCUACCCCCGGUGAUGUCCGCACAGAGUGCAAAGUCUCCAAGAAGGAACUAGGCAAGAAUCUCAAGCGAGCAAACGAGUCUCGUCAUCGGUCGUCCAAACCAGACCCCAUCGACCUGCGACCUCCAGCGCGCCAAAGACCUGCGCGUCUCACAUUCUAUGAUGCCAAAGGCGGUUCCUCCGGCUCCGGUAUCGCGAGUAAAGCCUUCGAGUUCAUCGACCUCCUCCUUCGCCGUGCGCUCUCUCGCAUCGAGACAUGCACCUGUGUCACGCCGCAAGGCUGUAUCGAGUGCGUCUGCGAUGAGCGCUGUAAAGAGCAGAACGUGGUGAUGAGCAAAGCUGGCGCGGGUGUCGUGCUGCGAUGUCUCCUCGGUUAUGAUGUCGAUGUCGACUCUCUCCCCUGGGGAGAGGACUUUGAAGGGGAGGAAGGAAGUGGUGAGUUGGCGGGUGGUUAUGAGACGGUUGUCGAAGCGAGAGAGGUCCCCCUCCGUCCUGACGCGAGGAUAAUCGGAGAACGCACGAAUGAUGACCAAGCAUUAGGGCAAAGGGAAAUGGACUGACCGAUAGAUUUUGAUACCAAUGACGCCUUUAGAUGAAAAUAAUGCAUUCAUGAGAGAUAUAUAUAUAUAUACUCGAACCGUUUCGCGAGUAUUGACUAAUGAAACCCGCAGACUCAUCUGUUAUCCCCCGUCUUGGUAGGCUACCAAUCAAGUGAAAGGUUCCAUUUAAUACGUUUAAAGACAUACAUAUAUCUCAAGACGGACAUAUCAAGUAAGCCGCCAGAAUUAAUAUUAUUUCAUGUUUCCCUUGAUACCCCAAGGCAAGUCUGCUAUU
Paecilomyces variotii is the source of this 4003-nucleotide messenger RNA. Its product is annotated as putative ATP-dependent RNA helicase. NCBI's taxonomy places the organism in Eukaryota, Fungi, Ascomycota, Eurotiomycetes, Eurotiales, Thermoascaceae. The transcript has a single exon. The record is from RefSeq and is a predicted model, not a curated record. Gene Ontology annotation, molecular function: ATP binding; nucleic acid binding. The coding region runs from base 127 to 3729 and encodes 1200 amino acids.